ACGCGUUCGUAUCGAGCGGCGCUCUGGUGUCGCGUUGACCCGCGUGACGCGCGCGCUGCCUUACACCAUACGCCUCCUUUUUUUGAUACACAAGUGCCAUUCGAGUGACAAGCGGACGCAUUGAAGUCCUUGAAAAAUACAUUUCAGGAUUUUUAGUUUAUGUUUUGGUUUUUUCAGUAAAAUAAAUCUGAAUUAUAAUAAAUUGUUGGGAAUUACAAGUGUUCUCGCAUUGGCUUUGUUUAAAGUGCGCAUGUUUAAGUUUUUUCGCGCGCGUGCAUCCUUUUUGCGGAUAGUUUUUGUUUUAAUCCUUUGUUAAGUGAUAAAUAGUGCCAGCAGUGCACUUUCACGAAAGCAAUUUGUGUGCAAAAUAAAAAUCGAAUAAUUACAAAUAAUGUUGCUGAAAAUCGUAACGAAUUUCGUUUGCGGUGAACUGAAGAAAGUCAAAACUAAUUUGACUAUGUUUUUGAUCUUCUUCUGGGUGAUUUGGUUCUCGCAGUUGAUUGCCAUCUCAACGAUGUUUCUCAGCUUGCCCGAUAUCACGGAGAUUCCCACAAUCACAGUGACAGAGUUGCCAUUGGAGAUUUUGGAGCCAACACGUGGCAACAUUGAUGCACUAGUCAUCGAUGCGGCGAAAGAGACCAUAGCGCGCGAGCAUGAAAAUCAUACGAUGGAGAUGUUGGAGAAUAGCAGUGAGGUGAUAAGAAAAGAUGAAGAAAUCAUCAAAUUUGACGAUUCUGGUGGUGGUGAAAAACCGCAGCCUUCGCAAUUUGACUCAGAUCUCACUUCAAGUGAAAUUCCACAAAACAUUCCAAACGAAAAUGUCACGAAUGUGGCAGCACCUGCAGCGGCAAUAACGCCUACGUUACCUACGCAAAAUGAGGGUGCCAGCCCUACACCCUCCACCACGCUCACAACUGCCACAGAAACUGCUGGAGGCGAUAGCAAUGCGGGCAACAAUCUCACGGCAGAAGAGGUACCCAUUCCCGUUUUCUCGGAGUGGGCACAAAAGCAAAUGGAAGCGGCCGAGAAGCAGCAGGCGAAAGAGCAAGAAGUGGUGAAUACAUCGACACAGAAAAAGAAUCACACCAAUGGCGAUGGUAAACGGCCGCCGCCGCUUAAAAUGCGCAACAAAAACUAUGCGGCACCCGAUUGUGGUGCCAAAAUAAUCACCUCCAAUCCAGAUGCAAGCAACACGGGUGCUGUGUUAAGUUCGUCUAAAGAUGAAUAUAUGUUGAGCCCUUGCGGUAAUCGCAUUUGGUUUGUGGUUGAACUCUGCGAAGCGAUACAGGCACAGAAAGUUGAAUUGGCCAAUUUUGAAUUGUUCUCAUCUUCACCAAAAAAUUUCACCGUGGCUGUUUCGAAUCGUUUUCCCACACGCGAUUGGUCGAAUGUGGGACGUUUUAUAGCGGAGGAUAAACGAAAUGUACAGAGUUUCGAUUUGCAUCCGCAUUUAUUUGGUAAAUUUGUGCGCGUCGACAUACAUUCGCACUACUCCAAAGAGCACUUCUGCCCCGUCUCACUUUUUCGCGUUUUCGGCACAUCAGAAUUUGAAGCUUUCGAAACGGAGAAUACACCACAUGGCGACCUGGAGGACUUCGAUGAUGAAUUUGGGCAAGAACAAGUGCACGCAAUGAGCCCAGAUAUGAAUCUUUUCAAAUCCGCCUCUGACGCAGUGCUCUCAAUAGUCAAGAAAGCCGCCGAAGUGCUUGUCAAACCGGUCCAUCAACAGAAUACAACGUUGACGCGCGUGCAGACGCCUUCGUCUCAGUGCCGUACCCCUGCGACGGGGCAAUACAUUUGCACCACCAACUGUAAUCAGCCGUUGGUAGCGCGCAUCAAUAAUGCGCUCUCUUGUGAAUACCAACAAUUGCAAGCGUUGCUCAAAGUGCCUUGGCUGUUGAAAGAUCUACUUAAUACGCAAAUAUGCGCCAGGCAUUAUGGCAUUGAACUGAAAGCAAAAAUUGCCAAUGAAGAGUGUACGAAUGAGCCAUAUAGCCAUGCUUUGGAAAGGAAUGUGAAACACAGCUACUACCUGAAUAUGUUGCCGGUGGAAUAUGUGGGCGCGCUCUGCCAACUGUUAGCGGCGCAAAAUAAAAUUAAGUCGACUGCAUCCGCUUCACAGGACACGCAAGGCGAAAAUGUCUUAACGGAACCGCCACUGAAUCUCACCAUCGACAAGAAAUUGAAAAAAGAUGACAUCAGAAUAAUCGAUAGCACGCAAAAGAAAUUAGUAACGCAAGAUACGACAAACAUAGGUAGCGGCAUUACAACUGAGAGCGUUGAAGCUACGUUUAGCGGUGAAGGCGCUGUACCGAGCACAGCAAGCACUCCUAGCAGUGGCGUUGAUGACGAACAGCUGGUACGUCCACCACCAAUGGGCGAAGUCGAAGCAAUAGAAACAACUACCAAUGCACCGCUCAAUAAUGGUGGAAAGGAACCAACAGCCGAUGUAAAUAUAUUCAAUGUACCUACACCUACAGAACCGCAAGAAAAAAAUCAGCCGCAAUUCAAUGAACCAACCACAGAAGAGGUGAGUAGUAGUGGUGAAUAUAUUGAAGAUGGAGGUAGUAGCAGUAUCAGCACCACCACCACAACUUCUUUACCACCUGCAAGUAUGGACGCCAACAAAAUACCCGCUGACGACGUAAGCACCGACGAUACGCUGCCAUUGCAUCCUACGCCGUCAACAACAGCAACACCCACACUGGGGACGCGCAGUGAGGAGGAUAACGCCUCUUGGGAGAAUAUCGAUAACCUGAUCACCUCGACAACAGCAGCGCCGGUAAUGGCAGCUGGUGGCUUAUCUACUGAUGGCAGUGUACACGGCAAUCAACCGGGUGUGAAUCUACAGCAAAAAAUACCCAGUGGCCCACAGUCGGAGAGUGUGUUUAUACGCCUUUCGAACCGCAUCAAAGCGCUGGAGCGAAAUAUGUCCCUGUCCGGGCAAUAUCUGGAAGAGUUAUCACGACGCUACAAGAAGCAAGUGGAAGAACUACAACUCACACUCACCCAAACAGUACAAACCGUACGCACGCUGGAGGAGCAUAGUCGGCGACAAAACGAAUUGUAUCAGUUGCUCGCCCAACGCAAUUCCCAGCUGAAGGAGGAGCUGGACGAUUUGUCGUUGCAGGUGCAUGCCUGUAUUGUGGUUAUAAUCUUUGUGGGUGCCUUUGUUUUUCUUGUGCUCAUGGUGAGUAUACUCUUCUAUCGUGCGAUGCGACGCGAAACCAAGGAGGUGUUGGCGCUCUACUCAAAUGCGAACAGAAAGAAGGCAUCCAGUGCGAUGGCAGCAAUACAGAAAAAACUAAAUCGGCGCAAAUCCUUUGAAGAUUUCUCGGAUCAUCAGCAGAGCAGCGAAAAAAUGCGACGUCCCAGUGAAGAGGCGCUAAUGAUACUUAAGGAACGCAGUGGUGCAGGUAGUGGCGGUGAGCAUGAAGCCAUUGAAUCUGUGGGCGAUGCGGCAAGAAAUGUGUCACAGCGCGAGCGUAAAAUCUCGAUUUGUUAUACAAGUGAUUCGGGCGCCACACUUAAUGGCAGUCACGGUGCCCAAAACAUCAAACAGCGACGCAAAGGUGAGAAGCACUCUUGGCCGAAUACGGAGCAUACGCAGCAGCAAGCACGUCGUCAUCUAGCACAGCUGCAAGCAACAAAUGAAGCUGCAGAAUCAAUGGAGAGCUUCGAAAGAACGAAUAAUGGCCGUCCACCACGAGCGCCGGUGUUAAAUGGUAAUGAAAACUUUAACAAACCCGCUGGAAACAAGUCGAGGCGAAAAUCACUACUACCACGUCGACAAACCUCGGUAUCGCAUGAGUUUAUGGGCAGUGCGAGCUUGAAUAGUACAGCGCCAGAGGAAAUCAGCGCCGCUGAAUAUGAUGAAAGCUUACGACUCGAAGAAGAUGACCUCGACAAUUUCAUACCAACCUCCGAUUUGGCGUACAACGAGUUCAUGCCCGAAGGACCGUCUGGUUAUCAGGUAAACAAUGGUGUGGAGGUGAAUACUGAUAGUAAGAAAUCAGGCAAAAAGCUAACUCGUCUCACAACACCUGGUUUCUUUAAAUCGCCCUUCGGCAAAAGUCGCAACAAAUUGCGUGGAUCAAAAUCGACUAAACAUCCCCAUGAGUCAACUUCUUGGGAAUGGUAUCGUUCAAAAAAUGCAGAAUCCAAACCAUUAAGUGGCUCGGCGUCAGCGAGUGGUGGGUUUAUGCGCGCCUCACCAACAGUUAGUUUGGAUUCAUCAUCGCUCUCGGAGAUAUUGCUACCCAAUAGCCGAACAGAGAAUUCAUUUCGCAUACUCGAAGAGGCCAUACUGUCGUCAGGCGAGAGCAUAGCGGCAAGCAGUGUGGCGACGACUGGCACCAAUGCCACAGACAAUGGUAAUGGUAAUGGUAACGCAAAUAGUAAUGGCAAUUAUAGUAAUGGCAGUAGCAUCGCUAGCAAUAGUAAUCGCAGUUCCACUUCAUCCACAUCGACGAAAAAGAAAAAUCGCAGCUUCAAUAAGAUAUUUCGCAAAGUAUUUUAGAUUGCUUGGAAGUAUUUAAAAAUCAACCAAUUUUCUUUCGGAGUAACUGAAGAAUUUCUUCGUUAGAUGCUUUGCGCAAACUUCAGAAUUCUUUUGAAAUUUAAGAACCGCUCAGAAAAUAUUUGUACAGCCGUUUGUGUGAUCAAUGCGUUCGAGAACGCAAUACUUAAAUGUCCACAAAUUAAGAGUAGAAUAUAAUAGUCUGAGUUCAGUUCUUGUUGCUUGCACACGGUGAGCGUAAAAUAAAUGGCAAAUUAAAUAUAUUUUUUUCGCAUCGCAUUUGUACAAUAAUUAACAGAAAUUGUUCGCCAUUUUUUUUUUUAAUUUUUGGAAUUUUUUAGGUUUUCCAAUAAACCUAAACUUUAAAGUCUGAAAAAAACUACAAAAGAAAUACAUUGAUUAAAAAAAACUAUGUACUUACACGUAACAUCUCUUUUGGCGCUUACUGUAUUUAAAAAUGCGUUUCUAGCAUAUUUAAGAGGACGAGUCGAUUUGUAUAAACGAGAAUUUUUUUUGCCGCACAAUUUCUGCUUUAAACAGAAUUUGAGUUAAAAUGUGUAGAACCGUAAAUUUUUGGAAAAAAUUUUUUUUACCACAGUAAUCAUUAUUUUUUUUAAUCUUUCAAAUAACUAUUAUAGAUAUACCAUAUUUUCCCGUAUAUUGACCCCUGUAGGUUCGAAUCUCCGUGCAUGAAACACCAAAAUUAUAGAAAACGUUUUUUGUAAUAUAGUAGCGGUCGCCUCUUGGCAGGCAAUGGCAGACCUCCGAAUGUAUUUCUGCCAUGAAAAAGCUCCUCAUAAAAAACCAUCUGCCGUUCGGAGUCGACCCAAAACUGUAACCGUUUGUAAAACAACAUCAAAAUUAACACCACAAUGGGAAUAGGAGCCCGGCUAAACACCCAGAAAGGUGUAUGUAUGUAUAUAUAUAUAUAUUAUAUUUUCCCGUGGUGUUCCUAGGUGGUACUUAGGUCCUCAUUAUUAUUACUCAUAAUAUUAAAGAGUAUGGAGAUAUAUUUUUCAACACCGCCAAGUUGCUUUUUUGAUUACAAAUACAGUUGGUUUUUAUUGUUUGAAAAAAAUUCAAAAAUUUUGGACUAUAAGGCCUGGAACAAUGAACUAAAAUGUUUGUAAAUGGUUGGAAAUUCAUACCCUAAGUAAGUGCUUUUUUCUAAUAAAAUAGCAACAAUAUUUUGUACGUUUGAUUGUCAAAGCAAGGUAUUGGAGAAGUAGAAAACAAAAAAUGAACUCGCCUUGAUUUAUUCUGGGCUGACAGCCACAUGAACACGGCGAAAGAAAAAAAACAACAAAUCAGCUGAUUUGUCAAUACCACCUUUAAUAGAUUCACCUUGGUUUCAAUAAUAGAAUGACUGUGUUUUUUUUUCAAAUAAAGUGUAAUUACAAAGCUACUUGCAAAUUUGUAAAUCAAUCCGUACUACAAUCUUCAAGUAACCUCUCCGCUCUGUUAGAAAAAAACAAGGCGCUAUCGGUAAAAACGCUUUUAAAAUCUUACAAGCAUCUUUGGCGGAAUUGAGCCUUUUAAAACAGGUUAAGAAUAUUACCAGUUUAAUAUUGUCUGUACGACCUUAAACUGUUGUUAAACCUAAAAAUAGAUUUUUUCUAAAUCCUGCACGACUUAAGAGACUUGCGAAUUUCUUUAAUUGGGUUUGAACGUAUAUGUGAAUUUCAUGAAGCUUAACAUCCGCGUGAUCUAAAGUAGGUUAAAAAGAUUUUAUGCAGCACAAAGAAAAUUUUAAUUGGGCAAAUUUUCGCUAACAUUUUUAAUACCAAAAGGAAAACGACUAUCUGACUUUAACAUUUUUUUUUGUUUUUUGUAACCUAAUAUUAUUAUUAUUAUAAGGGUAACCUAUAAUUAAUUAUUAUUUUUGGUAACAUAUUUCCACUAAGAACUUAUGUAACUGCAGCUUAGAGUUGUGAUAAUUUUCAGAAAUAUCAAAUGUUUCCAAUACUAAUUCAAGCUUCUGAUUUUUGUUUACAUGUCUGCCAUUUCUUGUAAAGAGGCUCAUUUGCAAGUUUCAUGUUUUUGAAGGAGUAUUUCCUUUUAUCAUAGAAUUUACAUAUUCAAGCUUCAAAGUAGGAAGAAUUCUCAUAUACGUAGAAUUCUCUCGGAAUAUGGAAUAGUAAUUCUAUUUUAUAUACAAUAAUGGUUGUAUGCAUUUAUCCGCAAAAUAAAUUGGAAGAUCUGGAAGUGAUUCUCAAAUUUUGGCGACAAUAAUUUUUUUUUAGUU
Molecule: messenger RNA, 6764 nt
Organism: Anastrepha ludens (Mexican fruit fly)
Lineage: Eukaryota; Metazoa; Arthropoda; Insecta; Diptera; Tephritidae
Product: SUN domain-containing ossification factor
Exons: 5
Coding region: 392-4519 (1375 amino acids)
Biological process (GO): protein folding in endoplasmic reticulum
Cellular component (GO): cytoplasm; membrane
Source: RefSeq, a predicted model, not a curated record